AUGUGCAUGGAGGCCAGGAAGUCACCACAUGUCUGUCCAGAUGGAGGAGGGAAGUGGACGUACUCUUUGGUAGAACACUUGACACUGACUCCACCAACAGCAGAACUUAACGUUGAAGAUAACCAGUAUGACAAAGGAGAAGCUCUGUACAUGAAGACCCAGAAUCCAGUAGGAACAACCAAGGCACCACAGAAAGUAAGAGCCAUGGUGUACAGCAGGGAAACCAAGUUGGCAGCGUUAUCCUCAUGGUCCAUACCAGCCAUGGCGGCCUGUCCCAAAGUGGUUGAGAAAGCAAAGAAUCCAAUCAUCAAAAGCCAAUUGAGACCACCUCUUUGGGCAGUGUCAUGA
This is a messenger RNA of Ogataea philodendri, 348 nucleotides long. RefSeq lists its product as uncharacterized. The transcript has 2 exons. The record is from RefSeq and is a predicted model, not a curated record. Bases 1 to 348 code for a protein of 115 amino acids. Lineage: Eukaryota; Fungi; Ascomycota; Pichiomycetes; Pichiales; Pichiaceae.